AUGUCACGAAAUACAUCACACGGGAGCGGGUAUAGCAAUUACUCGGGAUCUAGCAACGGCCAGUUCGAUGUUGCAGUAUCACCAAACUCUGAAGGCAUUAACGAUUUCGAUCUCAACGUCAACCCAACAGACGUGGGAACUUAUUUCACAAACGAGAACGUAAACGACAACGGUUACCAAGUAGGAGGCGUGGUAGAUACAACAAACUAUAUCACGGCUGGUAAUGGGAACGAUACGGGCUACCAAGUUGAUGAGUCGGGAUUCCAAUAUCAGCUCUACAACUUUGUCGCUACUGGGAACUUAGGACAGGGGCCAUACUGGCAACUAAAGCCCGGUUAUACUCCAGACACGAACUACCCAGCCACCAUACCGGCUCAGCAAAGCUCUGAAGUGCCACGUUCAACAAAUGAAUCUGCGAACCGCCACGUCUGUCUCGAACGCUUCUGUCAAGCACCACCUUUUAAACGCAAGGCAGACCUUGAACGACACUAUCUACACAGGCACCGUGACAGCAGUCAGAAAGAGGCAUUCCCUUGCGACUGGAAAAGAUGCCAGAGAUUCAAGGAGCCCUUCUACCGCCGCGAUCACUGCAGGGAACACUAUCGUGACUACCACAACGAGGAUUUAGAGCCACGGGGUUCCAAGAAACAAUCCAACGAAUGGUGGAAGAGCCGCAACGUCGACACUAAGUGGUGGCGCUGCGCCAAAUGCCUCAACCGCAUUCCCAUCGACAGCAAGGGGUUCGAGUGCUCCAAAUGCAAGACAACUUGCGAAACCGAGAGACGAAAGCUGAGAGGUUACAAAUAA
This is a messenger RNA of Hypoxylon trugodes, 807 nucleotides long. RefSeq lists its product as uncharacterized. Bases 1 to 807 code for a protein of 268 amino acids. The transcript has 2 exons. The record is from RefSeq and is a predicted model, not a curated record. NCBI's taxonomy places the organism in Eukaryota, Fungi, Ascomycota, Sordariomycetes, Xylariales, Hypoxylaceae.